GGUCCCACGCGAACUAUCCUGGACGGAACGCGCUAUGCCCUUGAUGUUACGAUCGGCGGAAAGACUUAUGCUGUUGAGUUUGAUACUGGAAGCAGCUCAUUCUGGCUACCCAGUGCCAAUUUCACAUGUCUUGAUAUCGACAACAAAGUGAAACCUCAGUCCGCAUGCGGCUUCGCAUCGUUGGGUCCUCCCGACUAUACUGGAGGACGAGUAGCAAAUAUGCAUCUUAACCUGACAUAUCUCAGCGCAGAAUUUGCCAGAGGCUCUGUUGGUCUCGAAGACGUGACCAUCGCAGGGUUGACAGUCCGGAAUCAGCAUAUGUCGCUGGCGGACAAAGUCUUUCUCGACAGUACGAACAAUAUGACUAGUGGAAUUAUCGGGUGGGGGUUGGGUAAUUAUACUGCAUACUAUCCAGGAGAUAACCCAGACCUUGAUAACAAAACCGACCCGAAUCACAGCUGGAUUCCUACCAAAACUUGGAUCCUCAAUGCAGUCGAUCAGGGCUUAUUGGAGAAACCCAUAUUCUCAGUCAAUCUUGGCAACAGAACGGAGAAUGCUGCAAAUUUAAGUGUAUCUGGAUUCGUGGCUGUAGGAGGUGCGCCACUUGACGGACUUCCCUUUACUGGAGUCUGGGCCCAGUCAAAAGUCAGCACUACGACGUAUGCGCCCUGGGGUGUGAAGAAUAAGUACACUCACUGGAAUGUCAGGCCAGAUGGAUUCACGAUCAACCAGACUUUCGUACCAUGGGUUCCCGGUGUCUUUGCCGACAGCGGCCAAGAGAUAUUCACUCUCACCGAUACUGGAACCCCCUGGAGCUAUGUCACUGACGAGACUGCGAAAGCCAUUGCCGAAGCGAUACAGCCUCCAGCAUAUUACUCGGUGUACGACAGCGCGUAUGUCGCCAAUUGCAAUGCUACAGCCCCUCACGUAAGCAUUCGCAUCAAUGGUACGGACCUCCCAAUCAACAAAAGAGACGUGCUCCUUGAUGGUUGGCUUGGCCAAGCCAACGAUUCGACUACGCUGUGCUGGCUUGGCUUCCAGCCUGCCUUGCAACCAAAAGUAGGUGGCACUGCACCCUAUCUCUUGGGAAAUACCUUUCUAAGAAAUGUACUGGCUGUACAUGACGUGGGAAAUUUUAGGAUGUUGUUCGCUUCACUGAAAUGGUGA
Molecule: messenger RNA, 1167 nt
Organism: Bipolaris sorokiniana ND90Pr
Lineage: Eukaryota; Fungi; Ascomycota; Dothideomycetes; Pleosporales; Pleosporaceae
Exons: 3
Biological process (GO): proteolysis
Cellular component (GO): fungal-type vacuole
Molecular function (GO): aspartic-type endopeptidase activity
Source: RefSeq, a predicted model, not a curated record